UUUUUUGACCGCGGGACGCAAGUCGUAUGAUGCCGUGUGUUCACGAACCCCCGAUCUUAACCCGUGCGUGUCGUUUGUGUUUCAGGGAGCAGUACUUAUUCAACGUAUUCGAAGUGAUCGUCUCGACGCUGGAGAGCAAGCUGCAGAGGAUAGAGAACCUCGACAAAGCAGUCGAACAUCUCAUGCGGCGAGUGGAGGCCCUCGAUUCGAGAGUCGCCGACAACCUCGACAAGACCGAUUCCAUCAUCGCCAAACUGCGAACGCUCGAUGUGAAGCUCUUCCAGGUGAUGCCGGGGACGAUCAGCAAAGUGAACACGGUGAACAACGGCAAAGACGACUACGCGGAGAAGAUCCAGGUGAACACGAACCUGGACAUGAAGCUCAUCGCGCUGCUGGCGAAGGUGAACAACAUCGACAACAAGCUGGCGUCGAUGAAGACGCAGCUGGACUCGAACUUCGUGGCCGCCGACGACAUCAACGCCGAGGCCUCGGAGAAGAAGCCGGUGAGCAUGAACAUGUGGGAGCUCCCCAAGCUCCUCACCUCGGAGCUCGACCAGAUCCGCGGGAACACGGCCAACGUCGACCGCAAGCUCCAGUACCACAUCAACCUCGUCUCCGAGAACCUCCAGAAGAUGCUCAACAUGGUCAAGGAUGUCCACGAGGCCGUCGUCGAGCAACCCGCGUCGCUGCCGCACAGGCACAAGAACGGUACCACCACUACCACUCAGGCCCCGCAGCCGGUCCUGAAAGGGAACAAGCUGGACAAGCUGAUGAACCAGAUGUCGCCGAUCCUGUCGGUCUCGGAGAAGAUGGACGAGGUGUGGGACGUGGUGGUCGGGACCAAGUCCUCGGUGGACGACCUCGUGCCCAAGUCGGACGAGCUCCUGACCCAGACGCAGCGGCAGGAGCGGGCCAUCAGCGACAUCCACGCCGACCUCCGGCAGAAGACGAACAAGAUCAUCGCCAACCUGGACAGCGUCGAGAAGCGGCUCAAGAAGCAGGAGGAGGACGUCGUCUCCCUCGCCCAGCGCCCCGUCGCCGCCGAGCUCCUCCUCGACCCCACCAUCGACCGACUCGUCGAGUACGACGCCAGCAGGUAUUCAGCGGACGAUGUUUCCCUGACGGAGCCGCCUCUCCCGGUGACGCUGACGACUCCGACGUCGACGAUCUCGAUCACGUCGACCGUCUCGCCGACGACCGGUUUCGUGGUGCCGACGACGAAGGCGCCCUCCAGGAACCGCGGCGUCAUCUUCCCCAGCGUCAAGAACAAGCCCUCGCCCGCCAACACCACCUUCGCCACGGAGAUCUUCCCGUCCAUCAGGGAUGUCAAGGGUUUCUCAUGUCUGGAUAUCUGGAACGCUGGGAUGAAGACCUCGGGCGUCUACUACCUCCAGAUACGCGGCACAACUUUCUGGUACUUGAAGGUAUUCUGCGAUCAAGAGACAGCAGAUGGAGGAUGGACGCUGAUCCAACGAAGGGACGACUUCGAUGACCCACGGGAGAAUUUCAACCGUGAUUGGGCCGACUACAAGAACGGAUUCGGCGACCCGACCAAAGAAUUCUGGCUGGGUAACGAGAACAUCUACAUGCUCACCAACAACGAGGAAUACAUGCUCCGGGUGGAGCUGGAGGACUUCGAAGGCAACAAAAGGUAUGCUCAAUACUCGCAUUUCAAGAUCUACUCAGAAAACGAUUACUACAAACUUGAAAUCGACGGCUACGAAGGCAACGCUGGCGACUCUCUGAAUGAUCCUUGGUAUGGCAGCAAUAACAGCCCCUUCUCCACGUAUAACAGAGACAAUGACCGGUCUAGUUUGAACUGCGCCUCAAUGCUGAAAGGAGGAUGGUGGUGGAAGUCGUGUGGACGAGGGCUAAAUGGACUCUAUCUGAAUGACCCUCAAGAUUUGACUGCUAGGCAAGGUAUUGUUUGGUUCAGAUGGAGAGGAUGGGACUACACGCUUAAGAAGUCAACGAUGAUGAUCAAACCAAAGGUGGCCGGAAACUCACCAUGAUUUGCAAAAGCGAUGCACUAUCUGUGCCAUCAAGAAUCAAUACCAAAAAUGUUAAGAUAAACAAACUAUCGAAAGAAAAACUGGUGCAUAAAUGAUCAGAGCAUCCAAGCUGAAUGAACAUUCAGUGACAGUUGAAACCUUGAAGUUGUUUUUAGUUUUAUUAUUUACCAAGGUUAUCCUCCGCAGCAAAAGAAUAUGUAAUAUUCCUGAAACUUUUCCUUUAAGUGCAAUAAAUUAUCUAGGUUAGAAAAAAGAAGGGAAAAGAUUAGGGAAAAUUGUAGGUACAUAUUACGUUUAGAAGCAGGAGACAAGUUAAUAAUAGCUCUUCCAACCUGUUUUUGGUGCCCGUCUAAGAAUUCAUUGCGGUGAAUUUAUUUAGUUUUUGCUGUACUUCCUAUGAUUAAUUUAAGUGCCUUCACAUAAUGAAGCAGAAAUCUACUUCCCUCUUAUGAAUACUAAAUUUAAAAUGGCAAUAAUCUUAGGAUUACUCCCAUGGUGCUUUCCUGUACCCCCAAUCAAGAAAUUAAAAAUUUAAAAUGCUCUAAAACUUAAUUUCGUUCAACUCAAAAAAGAGCUAACAAAAGCUUAGUUCAGUUCCUCUAACCAUCACUUUACUUUCAUCUCCGAUUGUUAGAAAAUCUGUACCUGUUUAUCAUAGAUCCCGUCAGUAAUGCCUCACAGAUUAGAAUCCUAAUCAAAUCUGCUGCAAUUUUACUUUAUUUUCUCUAAAAAUAUUUUAAAGUUU
This is a messenger RNA of Bemisia tabaci, 2757 nucleotides long. RefSeq lists its product as uncharacterized. The record is from RefSeq and is a predicted model, not a curated record. NCBI's taxonomy places the organism in Eukaryota, Metazoa, Arthropoda, Insecta, Hemiptera, Aleyrodidae.